Molecule: messenger RNA, 3654 nt
Organism: Zootermopsis nevadensis
Lineage: Eukaryota; Metazoa; Arthropoda; Insecta; Blattodea; Termopsidae
Source: RefSeq, a predicted model, not a curated record
GGAUUUAUUAUGUUAUAGAUGGACAGUGUGUAUUUUUAAUGUGACCUAUACUUUUUAUGUAAAAGAAGUUGUACUUUGAGGUUAUGUCCGACAGUUUUAACGCUGGCAGAACCUGUACGUAAAGUCCUGAUCCUGCGUGUCGUAGAGAAUAAAACGUGUGAUAGUAAGCUGAUCAGACAGCUGUAGAAUCCUUUACCCGCAUCUGGGCGCACUGGGACCAUCUUCCCAGGCUAGCUAGGCACACCAUCCACAGAAUGAGGGAGGAUAAAAGAGAUUGGAAAUUUUGUGUAAGAGUGGAUACUCAUCUGCAGGAGUCAGUGUUUGUGGUGGGAAGUUGCCCUGACCUAGGGAACUGGAGCAAUGUUAGUGCUGUGCAGCUUACCAAUGAAAUUGCACCAAACAGUGAAUGGGAAGGCGUAUGGUCAGUGGUUAUCAGUAUUCCAAGAGAUUGUGAGGUCAAGUUCCGUUACUUUGUGGGCAUAGCGUUUGAACCAGAUGGAGAGAAAUUAUCUUCAAGACAGGUGAUUGUCCGACGUUGGGAAACCAACUUAAAUCCUCGCCUUAUACAUAAGGAAGUUGAUUCAAAUAUUCAUCAAGAUGUGGAACCAGACAUUUUUGGUCUGUACGACAGUGGCAAGAUGAUAGAUCGAGGCUGGCUUACUACAGAAACAGUGGUUCAGUUCAAGCUGUUUGAGAAUCCUAUACAGUUAUGGAAGCGCAAAUAUGAAGGAAGAAAGGUUCAUAUAAAGCUUACACCUCUGGUGCUGUCAAAGAGAAAGACAUUGGUACAGGAUAUGUCAGUGGCAGACAUCUUUGAUGAGAGUAUGGAUACUCAGGAUGUUGCAGAGGAGCAAGACAGAUGGCCAAUUGCAGAGAUUGCUGUGAUGAAUGAGAAUGAAUGGGAAUUCCAUCUGCAGGAGCAGUUUGGACGAGCUUACAACCCUGAUGACUGUAUAAUCUUCAGUGUGACCAUGCAUUUUUCUGAAUCUGUGGCAUACAUGGUGGAUUACUAUGUAUAUAGUUCACGAGCAGUGGAGAAUGACCCUCCGUGCCACAUUGGGUCCAGUUAUAUCUUGCCCAGCAUGAUGACUUCCAGUGAGGGACAGGCUAUUGUUCCUAUCACCAGCAGCAGUCAUCGUCCUAUUGGUCAACUGCGAUUUGACUACUUGGUGGUGCACCCCAUCAGUGGAUAUGAGUGUGAUAUGAGUGUGUCGUAUAGCCGCAUAUGGAAGAAGACAUGGCAUGGGCUGGAUGUUGGACAUCGUGGUCUUGGAACAUCGUUUAAGCUUGAAGUUUCAGAGUGUGCUGAUGUCCGUGAAAAUACUAUAGCAUCACUGAAGGAUGCAGGAUCAGCAGGGGCUGAUCUUGUGGAAUUUGAUGUUCAGCUAUCGAAGGACCUGGUACCAGUCUUGUAUCACGACUUUCAUGUGUGCAUUGCGAUGAAACGCAAAAAGCAGUUGGCAGAACAUGACAUGCUGGAGUUACCAGUGAAAGAUCUUACAUUGGAACAAUUACAGCAUCUAAAGGAUGGUACAUAUGAGCUGAACCACCCAUUUGACCUGAACAUUUAUCUGGAUACCGUCCUUAAAGUGGUUCUCGAUUCUGCAGGGAGCCGUAAGAUCGUCUUCUCAUGCUUUCAUCCAGACAUCUGCACCAUGCUUCGACUUAAGCAGAACAAGUAUCCCGUCUUCUUCCUGACUCAAGGAGUGACAAAAAAAUAUCCUCCUUACAGGGACCCUCGGACACAAAGUAUACCAAUGGCUGUGAAUUAUGCUAAUAGUGCUGGAAUACUGGGUAUUAAUGCUCAUACAGAGGACAUUCUGCGUGACUCGACCCAAGUGAAAUUGGUGAUGGAUGCAGGACUUGUCCUCUUCUGUUGGGGCGAUGAUAAUAACAGUCCUUCCACAAUCAAGUACCUUAAACAUCUUGGCAUUCACGGUGUUAUUUAUGACAAGAUUGACAAAUAUAGCUCCAAGGAAGUUAAGGAGAGUAUAUUUCUGGCUGAAGCGAGGGAGAUGCAAAAUCACCUGCUUAAAGCAGCAGAGGAAGUACAGGAUCCUCCUCAGACACUUGUUUCUCCCAUACCGGUGCUUCCAACUGAGGCAUUUGAAUUUAAUGAUGUGGAAAAUGCUCAAAAGAAUCUGUCCAGUACCACAUUAGCUUCAUUAUUGUCCUCAUGACCUAUCAGCUCACUUACUAAUGCAUUGCUUAAUCGCACUCAGAUUUCCACUGGGGGAGGAAAUACAAAGGCAAGUUGAUGUUGACGCGCGUUACCUGUUUCGCAUUCAGAGUAAGAUAUUCUGUAUAAAGCAAAAUUAGGAACUUUUGAAUUCAAGUUAUAAGUAUUCAAGCCAAAUAUAUAUAAAACAAGAAGUAAAUACAAAUUUACACACCGCUAUUAUAAUGACGAUCAGGAUAUAUACGUAAAAAAUACAUAUUUUGAUUGCAAUUUUUGGAUAGUUUUGAGUCAUUUGUAUUGCGGAGGUAUUAUGUUUGAAAGUACUCACAUCUGUUGUUUUAAAUAAUAAAUUGCAUAGUGUUGCCCUUUCAAAUUUAAUAAAAUAUAUUGUACUUUACAUUGUUUAAUCAUAAGGUAUAGAAAAUAACUGUGUUGAUCACACGAUUCCCAAAUUAAAGACAGUCUUAUAUUUUUAUAUCAGCAUAUGUAAGACGACAGCUGUCAAACGUUUGUGCAUAAUGUGUGUUCAUGCACUAACCAUGCACCUGAAUUCAUCUUCCAGUAAGGAAAUGGUUAUUCUUACGAGAUACGACACAGCUCGUUCACAUAUUUUUGUGUACUUGCUUAUGUCUCUUAAUUUUCUCUAUCAUGUCUAAACAGUGUCAUUUCUGAAAUAUAAGCAUUUUAACAAGUUCAGUCUCUAGACGCUGCGAUAGAUUAAUUUUAAUAUAUAGCAUUUUGUUAAAUGUCAGCCAUAAUCUUUUCAGCACUUUUGACUGUAAGUACAAAGUAGUGGUAAAUUUUUAAGGUUAUGUUAGGUUAUAUUGUAAGUUUAAUGAUAUCAUAUAUAAAAUAGGGAUUGCUAGCAAUAUGCAUGCAGGCAGCAAGGUGACCAGAAGUGCUUUUGAGUGGCCACUAGAACUUAUGUGUAAGUCGACAGCUCAGUAAGUGCUUAUGUCUUAUGGUUUCCUAUAUUUAGGUUAGGGUUGAAAUAUGGAAAAAUGCUCACUUAGCACAGGCUUAUUAAUGGGCCUUUAAUCAUAAAUAAUUGUUUUUAAAUUUGUGGUGGGGGGGGGGGUUAAAGCACAUAGUGUCUGUUUUGAAUUGAAUUUUACUUUUGGUUCCCCCCCAAAAAAUUGCAACUCUGAUAUUUUAUAUGAAAAUAGUGCAUCUAUGGUUUAUCCCUUGCAUAGAUGAUAAACAGGAAGUUGACAGUUGUCAGUAUUAUGAAAGUAAAACAUCCAUUUCCUGUUUGCUAUUGCAUUAUUUAAAAUUGUUUGUCAAGUAUAUUGUUUGAAUUUUCUGAUGAUGGUGUGACUUUAACAUGGAAUAGGAGUCUUAAAAAUUAUUUUGUAUUAUUUUAUUAUGGUGGACAGGGUCGUGAAUGUUUUAUUUCUGGUAAAUAUUUGUUGUGUUGUGACAGUAUUCAUGUAAGAAUGACUUUACAAUAAAAGUAUAUAAUGUGAUAUUAGAAA